ACAAAUAAAACUUCCAAUCUAUAUCUCUGUGAAUACCAUGUCGACAAUAGUAUGCCAGCAGAAUUUCGUCACCGAGACCACUACUACCACCCUAAAACUAAGAGUCGCUCAGCCCGGCGAUGACUCUCUCGGAAGCUGGGGAUUUCUCCAAAACAACUCUCACCAAUCAUCAUCCCCCAAUAAAGAUUUCUACUACACUCACCCUUUAUCCUACAAUUCCAAACUCAGCCCUAAAUCCCUUCAAUUAUGCACCGAGAAUUUGGGGAGCGAAUCCGGCUACGACACCUUCUCCGACAGCGAUACCUUUUUCUCCGACGAUCACCCAACCUUCUCGCUCCGCCAUUGCAAACACCACAAAUCUUCUCCCAAAAAUUGCCGGAAAAUCAAUGAUUUCCCGCCGCCGCUGACCACAAUGAGCGGCGCCAGCUCGCUGCAGGUGCGCCGCCACAGGGAAGGCGGCCGCCUCAUCAUAGACGCGAUCGAGGGGCCUUUCCGAAACUCCUACCUCCACGCGGAGAGGAGCGAUGGCCGCCUCAAGCUCUGCUUCACCACCGCUGCCGCUCGAGAGGAGGAAGAAGAAAUUGAAGAAGAAAUUGAGGAGUCUGGAAAUGAAUUUGAAUCGGAAUCAGAAUCGGAUGUGGAUAUGAACUUGUUGGAGAAAUUUCAGAGGUUUAGUAGGUGCAAAGAUGGCGGCAGCCAUGAAACCAAAGCAUUGUGCAGUAAUUGGAAACCUUCUACACUCUGGGUCGCAACUUCCUAAUGCUACUAUAAUUUUUUUUCUAAUAUUUUUUGGAUCUACAAAUUUUAAUUUUGUUGGAUCCUUUUUUUUCACCUAACUAAUCUUUUCGUUUUGGCUUUACUUUGGAUGGAUUGGAAUUAUGGGGUGUGGUUUGCAAAUCA
This is a messenger RNA of Salvia splendens (bonfire salvia), 900 nucleotides long. Its product is annotated as protein FANTASTIC FOUR 3. The record is from RefSeq and is a predicted model, not a curated record. The coding region runs from base 38 to 760 and encodes 240 amino acids. The transcript has a single exon. Lineage: Eukaryota; Viridiplantae; Streptophyta; Magnoliopsida; Lamiales; Lamiaceae.